Messenger RNA from Phaeodactylum tricornutum CCAP 1055/1, 285 nucleotides. RefSeq lists its product with no specific name. The record is from RefSeq and is a predicted model, not a curated record. Gene Ontology annotation, biological process: mRNA splicing, via spliceosome. Gene Ontology annotation, cellular component: U4/U6 x U5 tri-snRNP complex; Lsm1-7-Pat1 complex; U6 snRNP. The coding region runs from base 1 to 285 and encodes 94 amino acids. Lineage: Eukaryota; Bacillariophyta; Bacillariophyceae; Surirellales; Neidiaceae. Gene Ontology annotation, molecular function: RNA binding. The transcript is spliced from 2 exons.
AUGACUACCCGGAUUCUCCCACUUGAACUAAUCGACAAAGCCAUUGGAUCAAAAAUCUGGGUGUUGAUGAGAGGGACGAAGGAAGUCGUAGGCACUCUGCAAGGAUUUGAUGACUACGUCAAUUUGGUGCUCGAUAAUGCAGUUGAAUUUUCACCAGAUCCCCACGAUAAAUCUAAGGUUGUCAGGAAUGAGUUGAGUUGCGAAAUACUAUUGAAUGGCAACCAGAUCGCUCUUUUAGUUCCUGGGGGAUCAGGUCCAGAUGGUUCAAUGGCCUCGGAAACGUAG